CAGCCACUUUGGAUCAUUACACCUGGAUGCAGCCUAUCUCACGAUGCCAGAGGAAGCCCCGGGAGAUCAGUCAUGCAGCACCUGAGCCAGGAUGGGACCCCCGCAGGUGGACCCAACGGCGGCCAACGUUUCCUUCUACCAGCCUUCCGUUCUCCUCAUGACCGGCAUUCCCGGCAUGGGCAAGAUCCACCACAGACUGCUCUCCAUCCCCUUCUGCUUGUUCUACCUCGUCGCCAUCUCGGGGAACUGCACCAUCCUCUUCAUCAUCAAGAGAACGCCAAGUCUCCACGAACCCAUGCACUACUUCCUUUCCAUGCUGGCCGUGGUGGAUCUGGGGAUGACGAUGUGCACGCUUCCCACCACGCUGGGCCUCUUCUGGUUUGACAUCAGGGCCAUCGGGUUUGACGCCUGCCUCACCCAGAUGUAUUUGAUCCACGUCUUCUCCGUGCUGGAGUCCUCCGUGCUCCUGGCAAUGGCCUUUGACCGCUUUGUCGCCAUCUCGCGGCCUCUGAGGUACAGGGCCAUCCUGACCACAGCGACCAUCAUCAAGAUAGGCCUGGCCUCGUUGUUGAGAGCGGUUGUCUCUCUCCUGCCCCUCCCCUUUCUCCUCAAGAGGCUCUCGUAUUGCACCAAGAACAGCCUCUCUCACUCCUUUUGCUUCCACCCGGACGUGAUGAAGCUGGCCUGCACGGACGAUGUCACGGUCAACGUUCUGUACGGCUUAGUGGUCAUCCUCAUAACCGCGGGCAUAGAUUCCAUCUUCAUUGUGCUCUCUUACGUGCUGAUUAUCCGGACCGUCGUCAGCCUCGGGGCCACAGGGAAGUGUUGGAAGACCCUGAACACGUGUGUUUCUCACAUCUGCGCCGUGUUGAUUUUUUUCAUCCCUAUGAUUGGCCUCUCCCUGCUCCACCGGUAUGGCAAGAAUGUCCCCCCGAUUGUAAGCACCGUGGUUGCCUACGUCUACCUCAUCGUGCCCCCCGCUCUGAACCCCAUCAUCUACAGCGUCAAAUCCAAGCCGAUCCGGAAAGCCAUCUGGAGGCUGCUGCUUUGGAAGAUGGACGCCGUCUGAAACAGGGGUGGCGCUUCCUCCCCAGGGAGU
Molecule: messenger RNA, 1099 nt
Organism: Gekko japonicus
Lineage: Eukaryota; Metazoa; Chordata; Lepidosauria; Squamata; Gekkonidae
Product: olfactory receptor 51G2-like
Exons: 2
Coding region: 92-1069 (325 amino acids)
Biological process (GO): G protein-coupled receptor signaling pathway
Cellular component (GO): membrane
Molecular function (GO): G protein-coupled receptor activity; olfactory receptor activity
Source: RefSeq, a predicted model, not a curated record